Molecule: messenger RNA, 1261 nt
Organism: Helianthus annuus (common sunflower)
Lineage: Eukaryota; Viridiplantae; Streptophyta; Magnoliopsida; Asterales; Asteraceae
Product: chloroplast stem-loop binding protein of 41 kDa b, chloroplastic-like
Exons: 6
Coding region: 106-585 (159 amino acids)
Source: RefSeq, a predicted model, not a curated record
AUGCUGUAGGUUAAAAACCAUUAAUAGUUGUUUCUCUCAGAGAACUGUUGAGGAGAUUAUCUCUGCACUUGAGGAGGGUGAUAAAAACAUGGAUGACUGGAUCUCAUGGACUAUCCAGGCCUUAAAGAAAGCAUCACCAACAAGUCUCAAAAUUUCUCUUUGCUCUGUACAUAUACUGCUUUAAGAGCCGGUGUUUACCUUGAAUCCGAUAUUUUACCACAUCGUGAGAUUGAUGAGGUUGACCCUAAAAGCCGACACAAGGGGAAUCUCGAGACCGAGAUCUUACUAGAGUCAAAAGGUGUCAACUACACUUCUAUAAAACCCGUUUAUAUCUACGGCCCGUUGAACUAUAACCCUGUCGAAGAGUGGAUUUUCCAUAGGUUGAAAGCGGGCCGACCCAUCCCCAUUCCCAAAUCAGCUGGUGGAUUCCCUGAGCCCGAGAUCAUUCACUAUAAUCCUAAGGAGUUCCAUUACGGUAAAAAGAAAGCAUUUCCAUUCCAGGACCAGGAUUUCCCAAUGAUUGGCGUCAUGGGAGGCGCGAUUCCGAUGGGAACUUUUUGUUAUGGAAGAUCAUGUAGUGUAUGAAUUUCUAGGGCUUGCACGAGAUGAAAAUGAAGAACAUGGGAGGCUAUUUUUAGAGCGAUUUAAUAUUUUUUUUCACUAAACAAUGUAUUAAUUUUUUUAAAUCUUCUUAUUUUAAGUAAUUUGAUAUAACUGAAACUUACAGUCUCUUUUAUUGCCGAAUGCACUUUUAUAUAAGAUAACUUAUUUUUAUCUUUCAAAUAUGUGAACACAUGGUUCAAACAAAGUAUAGCUUGCAGUCAUUCAAAAAUUGUAACAAGUUAACAAUUUGGGUUUGCAAAAGCCUAAGUACAAUUGGGGGCACUCAAAUAUGUGAUACAUUGAUUAAAAGGCUUUUGCAAACCCAAAAUUGUAACAAGUUAACAAUUUGUUGACCACAAAUCACAAUUGCCAAGUGAUGGCCUAUACGACAACAUACGUCAUUACGUUGGACAAACACCUAGAGGUAGCUGAUUGUGUUACUGUUAUUUUUUGCUUAUCAUUACCAAAACUAAAAAAACAAAAUUUCUCAUUGUUUUUCUUGGUUGUACACGAAUCCAAGGUAUCUUUAUUUUGCUUAGAAAAAUAUCGUGUAUUAAGAACCUUAGAAUAAUUUUUAUAUGUACACGAAUCAGUUGAGAAAUUCAUGAUUGGGAGCUACAUUUUUCAGUUUAAUGUAAUUUAAUAUCUACAUAAGUAA